Molecule: messenger RNA, 2049 nt
Organism: Eucalyptus grandis
Lineage: Eukaryota; Viridiplantae; Streptophyta; Magnoliopsida; Myrtales; Myrtaceae
Product: protein EARLY-RESPONSIVE TO DEHYDRATION 7, chloroplastic-like
Cellular component (GO): plasma membrane
Source: RefSeq, a predicted model, not a curated record
GGUUGAUCGUACGUAACCACCGCCCCCACCCCCUGUCUCCUCUCUCCCUCUCUCUCGUACGCGGUCCGCCCACGUUCUCCGACGCUGUCUCCCCACCAUCUCCAUCUCCAUCUCCAUCUCCAUCUUCAUCUUCAUCUUCAUCCUCUUCCGCCAUCUCUCUCUCUCUCUCUCUACUUUUCCUUCACUGCAAAGUCUCUCUCCCUCUCUCUACUUUUUCCGAUCGAUCCGUCCAAUCGCCGCCGCCAUGUCGUCCCGCGCCUCCAAGCCCUCGCUCUAUCCGGACGUCCCCCGAUCCAACCCGGACUCCUCCUCCCCCUUCGUCUCCAACCCUAACAACCCCCGACCCGCCGCCCCCUCCUCCAACCUCUACCCUUCCCUCGACAUGAAGGACCUCCACGAGAACCUCUUCCCCGACCCUAACUACGGCUACGACCCCUCCUCCCACCGCGGCGGCCCCGGCCUCGACGCCGACGCCGCCGCCGCCGCCGCCGCCGCCGCGGCGGAAGACGCCCUGCGGUCCCCGUCCGCGCCCCCCGACUCCUCCGAGGAGGUCCUCCUCCGCGUCCCCGGCGCCAUCCUCCACCUCAUCGACAAGGAGUACAGCGUCGAGCUCGGGUGCGGGGACUUCUCCCUGAUCGCCCUCCGCCAGGGGGAGAACGCCGUCGCCGUGCUCGCGCGCGUCGCGGACGAGGCCCAGUGGCCCCUCACCAAGGACGGGGCCGCGGUGAAGGUCGACGACUCGCAUUACUUCUUCUCGCUCCGCGCCCUGGAGAAGGCGAAGUCCGGGUCCGACUCGAGCGACGACGAGGGGAAGAAGGGAGGCGGGGCGUCGGAUGAUCCGUUGAAUUACGGCUUGACCUUCGCGUCCAAGGGGCAGGAGGGGGUGUUCAGGGAGUUGGACGCGAUCUUGGAGAAGUACAGUGCGUUCUCGAUACAGAAAGUGUCUCGAAAGGCGCAAAAAGGAGAGGCCUUGGAUGCUACCGUGGCGAAGGAGACUUCGCCGGCGGAUUUGCAAUCGGACGGGAAGAAGAAGGAGAUCAUGGAGGAUAAGUGUAGGGCAUAUUGGACGACGUUGGCGCCGAACGUUGAGGAUUACAGUGGGACCACAGCGAAGUUAAUUGCAGCAGGGUCAGGACAGCUGAUUAAGGGUAUUUUGUGGUGCGGAGAUGUGACUGUGGAUAGAUUGAAUUGGGGGAAUGAGGUAAUGAAAAAGAGGAUGACUCCUGCAGAGAAGGCAGAGAUCGAUAAAAAAACACUGAAGAGAUUAAAAAGGGCAAAGAAGAUGACAAGGAUGACUGAGAAAGUAGCAACAGGUGUUCUAUCUGGGGUUGUUAGAGUCUCCGGUUUCGUCACAAGUUCAGUUGUAAAUUCUUCAGUGGGCAAGAAAUUUUUUGGUCUACUACCAGGGGAAAUGGUCCUGGCUUCACUUGACGGAUUUAACAAGGUGUGUGAUGCGGUCGAAGUGGCUGGAAGGAAUGUCAUGGCUACGUCCUCUACUGUGACAACUGGACUUGUAUCCCAUAGGUAUGGAGAAGAAGCUGGCAAAGCAACACAUGAAGGGCUUCAUGCGGCAGGGCAUGCCAUGGGGACAGCAUGGGCUGUUUUUAAGAUCAGAAAGGCAUUUAACCCUAAGAGCGUUAUUAAACCUUCUACUAUUGCCAAGUCUGCUGCUAAAGCUGCUGCUGCUGAGGCGAAAGCUAAAAGCAAGAAAUCGAAGUGAUUCCUUUAUGGAGAGUUUGAAUUGGUGAUAGGUUAGCAGGGUUUGCAUUGCCUUUUUCGUUGCUGAAAUCAAAAUUGAGAUUCAAGCAAAUUGUCAUAUACCUGUGUUUUGUUAGUAGGUAGUGCAUGAAUGGUUUUGUAGCUAACUUCUGUUUUUUCCUUACCAAUUCUAUUGGUUGUAAGUUGAUAUAGGAACCGUGGAGGAAUUCCCAGAUUUGAUGUGUUUUAGGGAUAAUAUCAUAAAUUUCUUGAUGUCAGUUGGGUUCUCUUAUCUGGGAUGUUGACAUUAAUUUAUGUUCAUGAAAUGACUUUCAGGCAUUUGAUGGUUUU